AUGUCACUGUCAGAAUCAGAACUUGAUGCUAUGUAUCUGUGCUUAAGCUUUAUUUCUAUGUGUUCAUUCCAACAAAAUAAGGCUGAAGAAAUGCGGAAGCAAGAAGGGCUGGAGAGUUUGCAGUUCGCAUCACAGAGCCCUGCUCAGCAGCAGCAAUAUGGGGCUGAAACUCAAGUUCUUAAUAGCAAUGUUGUCUGUCCCAUUAACUAUGGUUCUUUGGCGAGGUCUCCCCUCCAUGUAAAUGGUUUAGAGGACACGGCCAUUGAGAUAAUGAAAUCUUAUAUCCGUGGUGGGCAUCCAAUUGAGGAUUGUGCCUUUCUGUGGAAUGCAACAACAGCAUUAACUGGUGGACAGGCUUCAGGGUGCGUACCAAUCAUUUGUCUUUGA
Messenger RNA from Trifolium pratense (red clover), 387 nucleotides. RefSeq lists its product as uncharacterized. The transcript has 3 exons. NCBI's taxonomy places the organism in Eukaryota, Viridiplantae, Streptophyta, Magnoliopsida, Fabales, Fabaceae. The record is from RefSeq and is a predicted model, not a curated record. Bases 1 to 387 code for a protein of 128 amino acids.